UCCGGAAGUGAUAGAAAGAGUGCCCUUUGUUUGCAAACAUUUUACCCCAAAACGUGUCACCACGAAGCAUUUUCAUGUAGUUACACUGAAAAUAUGCCACGGUACUGUGCUGUGAAAGUUUGCAGAAACCGCGGGGUACAUGCUUCAAGACAAGAGAGCAAGAGAAUUAGCUUCUAUCCGUUCCCCCUGCAAGACAAGCCCAGGCUUCAGAAAUGGGUGGACAACAUGAACCGAGAGAAGUGGACCCCAAGUCGGCACCAGUUUCUGUGUAGUGAGCACUUCACAGAAGACUGCUUUGAUAUUCGUUGGGGUAUUCGCUAUCUGAAAAAUACAGCUAUCCCCACCAUUUUCCCCCCAGUUGAAGAUGAUAGUGAUAAAAAGUCAUCCAACAUCAAAAGAAGCCCCAAGGCCAGACCUGGUUUGUUAGACUCAGACAUUGACCCAACUCUAUCUGAGUACUCUCGCAGGAAGAAGCCGCUCAUUUUGAGCAGAACAUGCAAAAAGGUCAGCUCAAACAUGACAACACACAAUGUUGUUGCUGAAGCCAAAGAAAAGACAGAAGCCAUUCAUGCAGAGGGACUUGAACUUCCUCUGGCCCCAGACUCUGUUGUCACCUGUCAUUCAAAUAUCCCAGAACCUCAGACUGCCAAGAGUGGGGUGCCAGGUGAUACAGUACCGACAGCACCCUGCCUUGCAUUGACCCAGUGUCAUGAGCUUCAUUCUGACAGACAGGCUGACUCAACUGUGACGGUGCUCUGCUGUGAAUCUCUGGGCUCUUUUGAGGAGGUAAAUGUGAGUGCAGCUGAGGGUCAAACUUUCAGCUUUGUCCCAGUGGAAUCUUUAAAGGAAAAAACUCUGAGCUCAUUUUUGGAGGAGAGAAGACCUAGUGAAGGAGAAAAUAUUUGUGUUUAUGAGCACUCCUACUGUAGAAGUGAUAUGAGCAAAGAUCAACUGUGGAAUAAGAUCUUGAGUUUGCACUCAAAGAUUUUAGAACUGGAUCACAGGGAAGAGUGCACUGUGGCUAGAAUCCAUGCUUUGGAGACAGAGAUAGCCCUACUGAAGCGGGAUGGCGCUGUUUUUAAAGAGAAGCAGAACAUUUUAAAAGAUUAUAUAUCAUCUGUGUUGCUCUGAUUUUCUAAGCCUUUACAAGCUAUGGACUUUAAAAUGAGAUGGUCGCUGUGCAUCUGUUCAGAUUUUUAUCUCUUUCCAUUGUGUCACUUCUACACAUAGUCCUUAAUAGUACAGACAUACAGAAUUACAGAGCAUAUUUUUUGUCCCAAAGUGGAUUGGGACAUUUUCUUUCUUGGGAGGAAAUAAUAACGUUAUUUCUGCUUAUGUCCACAUGGGGGUGCUAUAUGACCGUUGUACAGCAGUCACAUAUUUUUACUUUACAUUAGAAACACACGAGUUCUAUUAAUGCCUCAAUAUUUUUUAUGUGAUUGCAUCUCACAUGUGAUCAAUGCAUUAUCCCUAUAUAUUGUCUCUUGUUUAUGUCAAUUAGCCUGAAAAUCAUUUAAAGGAAGAUUGCUGCUCCCAUAACAUGGGCCUGGAUAAGCACUAGAAGAUUUGAUGGAUGAUUCACACUGGUUGAAAGAUUUCAGAUAAACCAACACGCCACUGAUUUUUUUAGGCUAUGCAUCAACUCUUGCUGCAUGGAAUCCUGUCUGAAGCUUUAGUGUUAACAUACUUCAUAGAUAUGAAAGUGGUUAAAUUAUUCCUUGCAAUACUGUUGCAUCUUUUUCACUGAAGAAAAAUCAAAACUGCAGCACAGUGGAAUCAGAGGCCAUUAUGUUUUGAAUGUGGAGACUCAGUUAUUUUUGUGAAGUGCUUGAUUGUCAGUCCCUGCCCCUCAGAGUGUGCAAUCACCUGAAAUUCAAGGCAUAAUUAUACAAUGAUAAAAUGUUCAACUUGUGUGAUUCUUAGGUGUUGUUUUUGGGACCUUUCUGUCCCUAUCAAUGGUUUUUUCUUCUUACAUUCAUAUCACUAACAACAUGAUUCACCAGCAGAUUCUGUCUUUUAGAACAUAAUUACACAGAAGUAAUGAUCAUUUUUUUGCAAAGAGAGAUCCCUAGUCCUACAAGGAGCAGAAGAGAUAGGUUAUACCAGUCAAUGCUGCAUGUCUGGUUACAGUUUAUAAAACAGUGUAAGGAAGUUAGUCAUCAUAUACAUUUUAUUUUCCAAAAACACCUGUGAAGAAAACAGAAUAUCCCAGAGUCUGGAAAUACAAUAAGGAACAUGUUAAUGAACUGGAUAUUGAC
Molecule: messenger RNA, 2258 nt
Organism: Sphaeramia orbicularis (orbiculate cardinalfish)
Lineage: Eukaryota; Metazoa; Chordata; Actinopteri; Kurtiformes; Apogonidae
Product: THAP domain-containing protein 5-like
Exons: 3
Coding region: 94-1131 (345 amino acids)
Cellular component (GO): nucleus
Source: RefSeq, a predicted model, not a curated record